CUCUCUCCCCACCCUCCUCCUCCUCCCUUCUUUCCAAAUAUGCUUUUUGCAAGUUUUGAUCUCGUCUCGGCACUGGCUACCCUCGCCGCGUGCUUGGUGUCACUGACUUUGCUGCUGGCCGUGUCCCAACAGCUGUGGCAGCUCCGCUGGGCUGCCACCCGCGACAAAACCUGCAAGCUACCAAUCCCCAAAGGCUCCAUGGGAUUCCCUUUAAUCGGAGAGACCUUCCACUGGCUCCUGCAGGUUUUCUCCAAGAUUUUCAGCCACGAAGCUCUGGAGAGUUACCUCCCCAAGAUCCAGCUGGUGAUCAAGGACACCCUCCGGGCCUGGAGCAGCAACCCCGAGUCCAUCAACGUGUACCACGAGACGCAGAAGCUCACGUUCCGCAUGGCCAUCCGCGUCCUGCUGGGAUUCCGCAUCCCGGACGAGGAGCUCGGCCGCCUCUUCGAGGUCUACCAGCAGUUCGUGGAAAACGUCUUCUCCCUGCCCGUGGAUCUGCCCUUCAGUGGCUACAGGAGGGGAAUCCGGGCCCGGGAAACUCUGCAGAAGGGGCUGGAAAAAGCCAUCCAGGAGAAGCUGCAGAACACGCAGGGCAAGGACUACGCUGAUGCCCUGGAUAUCCUGAUAGAGAGUGGGAAGGAGCACGGCAAGGAGCUGACCAUGCAGGAGCUGAAGGACGGCACCCUGGAGCUGAUCUUCGCCGCCUACGCCACCACGGCCAGCGCCAGCACCUCCCUGAUCAUGCAGCUCCUCAAACACCCGCGGGUGCUGGAGAAGCUGCGGGAGGAGCUGCGGAGCAAAGGGAUCCUGCACAACGGCUGCAUCUGCGAGGGCUCCCUGCGCCUGGACAACAUCAACGGCCUCCAGUACCUGGACUGCGUCAUCAAGGAGGUCCUGAGGCUCUUCACGCCCAUCUCCGGCGGGUACCGGACCGUGCUGCAGACCUUCGAGCUGGACGGUUUCCAAAUCCCCAAGGGCUGGAGCGUGAUGUACAGCAUCCGGGACACCCACGACACCGCCCCCGUCUUCAAGGACGUGGACGUCUUCGACCCCGACCGCUUCGGGCAGGGCCGGAGCGAAGACAAGGACGGCAGGUUCCACUACCUCCCCUUCGGAGGAGGCGUACGGACCUGUCUGGGCAAGCACCUGGCCAAGCUCUUCCUCAAGGCCCUGGCCAUCGAGCUGGCCAGCACCAGCCGCUUCGAGCUCGCCACCAGGACUUUCCCCAAAAUCACCCUGGUGCCCGUGGUCCACCCUGUUGACGGACUCAAGGUCAAAUUCUUCGGACUGGAUUCCAACCAGAACGAGAUCCUGACGGGCACAGACGCCAUGCUGGGGGCCACCGUGUAAAUC
Sturnus vulgaris (Common starling) is the source of this 1353-nucleotide messenger RNA. NCBI's taxonomy places the organism in Eukaryota, Metazoa, Chordata, Aves, Passeriformes, Sturnidae. The record is from RefSeq and is a predicted model, not a curated record.